AUGGCAACAAGAAGUCGCACCCUACUCUUUUUACAAUACCGUAACUCGUUUGCGCGUUCCAGCAUCUCGAGACCAACGGUGUCUGGUAACUCGUUUGAUCCUUACGCAGCAAAUGAAAGUGCUGGCUUGAUUGAAAGCUCAGACCAUGUCAUUGAAUUAUCGAUCUUGCCGCCUAAAUGGGUUGACAUUGCCGACGAAGUUGACGAAGAAAUUGAACAAAUAAAAACCUCAAUUACUACACUGGAGGGACUGCACAAAAAACACAUCCUCCCCGGAUUUGAAGACAGAUCGGAAGAAGAGGAAAAAAUCGAAAAGUUAACCCGAGAAAUAACAAAACUCUUUCAUCAAUGUCAUGACAAAAUAAGACGAAUUGCUGAUGAAAGUCGACUUUCAUCGAUAACUUCACAAGAAGAAUCUAUGAGUAAAAAUAUUCAGACUCGAUUAGCCAUGAAACUACAAGAUUUGUCUUCGAAUUUCCGAAAGCAACAAUCCUCUUAUAUGAAAAAAUUAAAGGUACGAGAAUCAAGAAGUUCUCCCUUAUUUUCAUUAGACAGUAGAACGUCCUCCGAUAAUACAAGUGAUGACUUAGAAUUGGGAUUUACAUUGGAACAACGAGAAAUAAUGGAAUCAACAGAAAUAAGAAUCACGCAGCGAGAACAAGAGAUAAAUGAGAUCGCGAAAUCGAUUCAAGAGCUGGCCGAUAUUUUUCGCGAGCUCCAGACUUUAGUGAUUGAUCAAGGAACAAUGUUGGAUCGGAUUGAUUAUAAUGUAGAGCAGAUGUCUGUGAACGUUAAAUCCGCUGUUCGUGAAUUAGAUCAAGUAGGUUUAUGA
This is a messenger RNA of Ambispora leptoticha, 831 nucleotides long. The record is from the annotation of a GenBank genome assembly. NCBI's taxonomy places the organism in Eukaryota, Fungi, Glomeromycota, Glomeromycetes, Archaeosporales, Ambisporaceae.